AUGGCUUCCGCGAUCGAGGAAAAGCGCCGAGCAACAUCUGCUGCAGUUGCGGCAGUACAGGCUGGCGGAGGGAAGCGGCGCAUAACCAACUACUUGGAGGGAGAUGCCUCUGCGGCUAAGCGGGAUGCUCACGAGGGCCUUGCGCUGAUGUUUGCGACCUGCAGAAUCCCGGAGGUCACCAUGGACCACCCGCUGUUCAUCAACGCCAUGCUGCUCGUCAACCGCGGCGGCAACGGCUACGUCCCCCCCAGGAGGACUUUCAUUGGCGGGGCUGGACUGGUCGCUGUCCGCAAAGGGAUUGAGCAGGGGCUGGUGGGGAUUAAAUCGAGCUGGAAGAAGACGGGGGUAACAAUUGCAUCCGACAUGAUGACGGACAAAUGUGGGAGGGCGCAAGCGAACGUGCUUCUGAUCAACGACUCCGGCGCUGUCUUCAGGGAGGCGAUCGACUGCGGGGUGGUGGAUCGAACUGGGGAGAUGAGUUCGUUCGUUCGCAACCAUCAUUGGACGCGCGCUUACCUGAGGACCAAGGAGUUGGUGGAGGGGAAGGUGCUGCAGCCGCUGAAGCCAGCGGGAACACGGUUCGGGACACAAUACAUUGCUAUGUCCCGCCUUUGUCAGUUGCGUAGCACCCUCAACGCGAUGGUGCUUUCCGACAGGUGGAAGGAGUGGGCCUCGGGGUCGCAGAAGGAAACUGCCGAGGCCUUUGCUGAACGGGUCCUCGAUGACGCAUGGUGGCGGACGGCAGAAUUCUUCUGCAAGCUGAUGCAGCUGCCCUACAAGGCGAUGCGGCAGACUGACGCAGAUGCCAAUGAGAUGAUGGGCCGGCUCUACAAUGUAAUGCCACAGCUUACCGAGGAUGUCAACAACAUCCUGGACGAGGAUGAGCAGCAGCUGAGUAGCGCGGACAAGGAAAAGAUCCGCAGCAUCAUCAAGGACCGUUGGGAUAACAACCUCGCCUGCGCCAUGCACGUUGCUGGCCGAAUCCUCAACCCCACCGACCAGGAGGAGGAUAUCUUUGGCAGCGACGCCGAAUGCAUCCGGAUUUUCAAGGCGUUAAUCAACUAG
Closterium sp. NIES-65 is the source of this 1065-nucleotide messenger RNA. Lineage: Eukaryota; Viridiplantae; Streptophyta; Zygnematophyceae; Desmidiales; Closteriaceae. The record is from the annotation of a GenBank genome assembly.